CAAAUCUGGAUCGUAUCCUCUGGUCUCUGUUUAAUGCGCAAUACAAUUUUGAGUCCCUUUGUAAUUCUUCUACUGUGUCUCCACGGAUUCCACCUACAUAUAUUCCAUUAACCCUAAUUCGCGCGUUCCGAUCAUCUUUUCGGCCCCUCGGAACUCUGUUUUGACAGGUGGUUUCGAUAGUUUGGGAAGAUGUUGGCCGGGGGGCCUAGGCUGGAGUCGAGUACUCCCACGACUACUCUUGACAAAUUGCAUGAGACUCUGGACAUGUUAGAGAAGAAGGAGAAUGUGCUGAACAAGAAGGUUGCUGCCGAGAUUGAGAGAGCAAAGGGGUUUUUUCUUGCGAAGAACAAAAGAAUGUCCCUUCAGUGUCUGAAGAGAAAAAGGCUUUAUGAACGUCAACUAGACGAACUAGGAGUGGUGCAACUGCGCUUACUUGAUCGGAUGAUUUCGCUUGAAGGGGCAAAGGCUACUACUGAGAGUGUAGAUACAUCAAGAACUGGAGAAGCCGCAAUGAACGCAAUGCAUAAAGCAAUAAAUAUUGACGAAGCCAUGGAUGGAAUCAGCAAGCAAAACAUGAGACAGGUUCGGGAAGCGUUGUCAACUGACGAUUUUGAUGAGGAUGAAAUGGAUGCCGAACUAGAAGCAUGAACAAGGGAUGGAUUAUGCCAAAAUAAAAAAUAGUGAAUAUAUGGCUCCCUUGGAGAUGAUGGAAGUUCAUAUGUACUGACUGCUUUCAAUAUUACUUCAUUGCAACGAAUUAAAAGUUGAUCACUUGUGUCAUUCUAAUAAGAUAACACUCGUAUUGCACUAAAAAAGACAGCGAAGAGUUUCAUAAGGACAUGAAAGAUCUUCAAUGCCGCAGUCCAACUAUUGAACCGCGGGUUUCUGACCAUAUGGAGCAAAUCAAGAAAAUGAUUGCUCAGAUCAUUGAAAAUGGUUGUGCAUAUAUGCUUGACGGGGAUGUUUACUUCUCCGUUGAAAAAUUCCCAAAUUAUGGCCGAUUAAGUGGACGGAAGGGAGGAGAUAAUAAAGCAGGAGAACGUGUUGAGGUUGAUAUUAGAAAGAGAAACCUUGCUGACUUUGCUUUGUGGAAGGCCAAAAAGCCCGGCGAACCUAGUUGGGAGAGCCCAUGGGGUCCUGGAAGACCUGGAUGGCAUAUAGAAUGGUCUGCUAUGAGUGCUGAGUAUUUGAGUCAUAAAUUUGAUAUUCAUGGUGGUGGGAUGGAUUUGGAAUUCCCUCAUCAUGAGAAUGGAUAGCCCAAAGUUGUGCAGCUUGCCCAGAGAGUGAAAUUACUUACUGGGUACAUAAUGGAUUCGUCGUCAUUGGAACACCUGGAAGUACUUCAAAGAUGUCAAAAUCGUCGAAGUUCGUCACUAUCCGAGAGGUUACUGAAUUGUAUCAUCCACUUGCAUUGGGGUACUUCUUAUUGGCUCCAAUAAACUACUCAGAGCCACAGAUGGAAAUUGCAUCCGAAGCUGUUUUCUACAUAUAUCAGGUAAAUCUGUCAUUAAAUUUAUGUCAAAAUGUGGUCUUUCUCUUAAUUUGUUUAUGGUCCUUUCUCAAUACGUUAUUCAACAAAUUGUUUGUUUACUA
Molecule: messenger RNA, 1593 nt
Organism: Cuscuta campestris
Lineage: Eukaryota; Viridiplantae; Streptophyta; Magnoliopsida; Solanales; Convolvulaceae
Source: the annotation of a GenBank genome assembly